GCCUGGUUUGUCAAGACAGAGACCUUUGUCACCGGCAAGCCGUUUCCCGAGAUCAGGCCUCACCUCGAGGCGCACAAGGCGUGGGUCGCAAAUCUGCGGCAGCAGGGCGCCACGAUCACGAGUGGCUACCGCGUGGACGCCGAUGGCCGGCCUGGUGGCGGCGGCCUCAUGCUCUUCAGGGCCGCCUCCCAUGCCGCGGCCGAGCAGCUGUGCCUGCAGGACCCACUCGUGUCUAGCGGCUGUGUGGAGUGGGCCGUCAACGGAUGGGUGGCGGAGGUGGGCGAU
This is a messenger RNA of Emiliania huxleyi CCMP1516, 285 nucleotides long. RefSeq lists its product as hypothetical. The annotation marks the transcript as partial. The transcript has a single exon. The record is from RefSeq and is a predicted model, not a curated record. NCBI's taxonomy places the organism in Eukaryota, Haptophyta, Isochrysidales, Noelaerhabdaceae.